Aspergillus heteromorphus CBS 117.55 is the source of this 231-nucleotide messenger RNA. Its product is annotated as ubiquitin-like protein HUB1. Gene Ontology annotation, molecular function: protein tag activity. Gene Ontology annotation, cellular component: nucleus; cytoplasm. The record is from RefSeq and is a predicted model, not a curated record. NCBI's taxonomy places the organism in Eukaryota, Fungi, Ascomycota, Eurotiomycetes, Eurotiales, Aspergillaceae. The coding region runs from base 1 to 231 and encodes 76 amino acids. The transcript has a single exon. Gene Ontology annotation, biological process: protein modification process; mRNA splicing, via spliceosome.
AUGAUUGUCACGGUCAACGAUCGACUCGGGAGCAAGGCGACCGUGCCCUGUCUUCCGUCCGACACGGUCGGGGAUCUGAAGGUUCUGGUUGCGGCGCAGAUCGGACGCGCUCCUCGUGAGAUUCUCCUCAAGAGGCAGGGGGAGAGGCCAUUCAAGGAUUUCAUCACCCUGGGCGACUAUAGUAUUCAGAAUGGUGUGCAGCUCGACCUGGAGAUCGGUACUGGUGAUUAA